GUGGUUUCUCCCGCCUGCCUGCAGUGAGCUUUCCAAGUUACUCCAGACUCCUGUGCUCCAAGAAAUCAGACCAUCCAGCUUGUCGAAGGCAGGGGCGGCCUUCCACCACGGAGAGCCCAGCUGUCAGCUGCCUCACGGGAAGAUGCUGGGUGUGCGUGUGGCCACCGCCCUGGGCGUGCUGUGGUUCUGCCUCACAGGCACCGCCGUGGAGGUGCAGGUCCCCGAAGACCCCGUGGUGGCCCUUGUAGGCACCGAUGCCACCCUGCGCUGCUCCUUCUCGCCCGAGCCGGACUUCAGCCUGGCGCAGCUCAACCUCAUCUGGCAGCUGACGGACACCAAACAGCUGGUGCACAGCUUCGCCGAGGGCCGGGACCAGGGCAGCGGCUAUGCCAACCGCACUGCGCUCUUCCCCGACCUGCUGGCUCAGGGCAACGCGUCCCUGAGGCUGCAGCGCGUGCGCGUGGCCGACGAGGGCAGCUUCACCUGCUUCGUGAGCAUCCGGGACUUCGGCAGCGCCGCGGUCAGCCUGCAGGUGGCGGCCCCCUACUCAAAGCCCAGCAUGACUCUGGAGCCCAACAAGGACCUGCGGCCCGGGGACACGGUGACCAUCACGUGCUCCAGCUACCGGGGCUACCCCGAGGCUGAGGUGUUCUGGCAGGACGGGCAGGGCGCGCCCUUGACCGGCAACGUGACCACGUCGCAGAUGGCCAACGAGCAGGGCUUGUUCGACGUGCGCAGCGUCCUGAGGGUGGUGCUGGGCGCUAAUGGCACCUACAGCUGCCUGGUGCGCAACCCCGUGCUGCAGCAGGACGCUCACGGCUCCGUCACCAUCACAGGGCAGCCCAUGACAUUCCCCCCUGAGGCCCUGUGGGUGACAGUGGGGCUCUCUGUCUGUCUCGUCGCACUGCUGGUGGCCCUGGCCUUCGUGUGCUGGAGAAAGAUCAAACAGAGCUGUGAGGAGGAGAAUGCAGGAGCUGAGGACCAGGAUGGGGAGGGAGAAGGAGCCAAGACGGCCCUGCGGCCUCUGAAACACUCUGCAAACAAAGAAGAUGAUGGACAAGAAAUAGCAUGACCACAAGGACCAGGGAGCUGCUGCCCCUGUCCUGGGGUCUCCCACCUCUGGCUGCACUGGGGCCUCAGUGUGAGCCCUGGGCUGGGGCUUCCCUGCCCCCAACAGUUGGCUCCCACUCUGGUGGGUCUACUCAUUCUGCAAAGGACACGACACACAGACCACCCUGCAGCCUUAUUUCUCCAAUGGACACGAUUCCCAAGUCAUCCUGCUACCUUAUUUCUCCGUGACACGAUGCAUAAAUCAGCCUGCUGCCUUAUUUCUUAUGGACACAAGACACAGACCACCCCACCACCUUAUUUC
Molecule: messenger RNA, 1372 nt
Organism: Ceratotherium simum simum (southern white rhinoceros)
Lineage: Eukaryota; Metazoa; Chordata; Mammalia; Perissodactyla; Rhinocerotidae
Source: RefSeq, a predicted model, not a curated record